Chlorocebus sabaeus (green monkey) is the source of this 3600-nucleotide messenger RNA. RefSeq names its product gap junction protein alpha 10 (gene GJA10). Gene Ontology annotation, biological process: cell-cell signaling. The record is from RefSeq and is a predicted model, not a curated record. Gene Ontology annotation, cellular component: connexin complex. Lineage: Eukaryota; Metazoa; Chordata; Mammalia; Primates; Cercopithecidae. Gene Ontology annotation, molecular function: gap junction channel activity.
UUCUGCCUUGGCCUCCCAAAGUGCUGAUAUUAUAGGCGUGAACCAUCACACACGACCCUAAAAAUGUUUAUUCUCUUUUUGAGGUGUUUCUUCUUUCAACAUGUCAUGAUUUGCAAUAAGACUUUAGGUUUGAUUGCCACUCCAUUAUUAUUUGUCCGCAUUUAUGAGGCCAGACUCACCCCAGGCACUUGUUUAUGAAAUCGGACAUGACUCAUUGAUCUACGAGCAUCGAUUCCUAGAACAAUCAACAGACUGAAAGAAAUGCACCCAAACAUAAAUCACUGUAUGCAUUCACCAACGCAAAAGGAAAAUUCUCAUUUGUUUUACGUUUCGUUUCCAAAUAUGAUAUACCAGGAGAGAUCCCAGCUUGAUAUCAAUUAGAAAAAAAAUACUGUAAGAAAAUUGCAAAGCACCAGAGGACAUUUUGAACCUUGGGAGAGGACUAGGUUAAACUCCAUUGAUCAAAAUAACUGUGCUCAUUCUGGAUUAGAGCCCCACAGCCACCUGAUCAGAGCCUUUAUAUCUGCAACCAGCAGCAAUUUUUCCACUAAUGAGCCACACACGGUGCAACUUUAAGGUUCUGCGAACCCAAUCGUGAUUUUUUUGUUCACCCAUAAGACAUUAGUCUUUAACCAUGGGGGAUUGGAACUUAUUGGGUGGCAUCCUAGAGGAAGUUCACUCCCACUCAACCAUAGUGGGGAAAAUCUGGCUGACCAUCCUCUUCAUCUUCCGAAUGCUGGUACUUCGUGUGGCUGCUGAGGAUGUCUGGGAUGAUGAACAGUCAGCAUUUGACUGCAACACCCGGCAGCCAGGUUGCAACAAUAUCUGUUAUGAUGAUGCAUUCCCUAUCUCUUUGAUCAGGUUCUGGGUUUUACAGAUCAUCUUUGUGUCUUCUCCUUCUUUGGUCUAUAUGGGCCAUGCACUUUAUAGGCUGAGGGCCUUUGAGAAAGAGAGACAAAGGAAAAAGUCACACCUUAGAGCUCAGAUGGAGAAUCCAGAGCUUGACUUGGAGGAGCAGCAAAGAAUAGAUAGGGAACUGAGGAGGUUAGAAGAGCAGAAGAGGAUCCAUAAAGUCCCUCUGAAAGGAUGUCUGCUGCGUACUUAUGUCUUACACAUCUUGACCAGAUCUGUGCUGGAAGUAGGAUUCAUGAUAGGCCAAUAUAUUCUCUAUGGAUUUCAAAUGCACCCUCUUUACAAAUGCACUCAACCUCCUUGCCCCAAUGCAGUGGAUUGCUUUGUAUCCAGGCCCACUGAGAAGACAAUUUUCAUGCUUUUUAUGCACAGCAUUGCAGCCAUUUCCUUGUUACUCAAUAUACUGGAAAUAUUUCAUCUGGGCAUCAGAAAAAUUAUGAGGACACUUUAUAAGAAAUCCAGCGGUGAGGGCAUUGAGGAUGAAACAGGUCCUCCAUUCCAUUUGAAGAAAUAUUCGGUGGCCCAGCAGUGUAUGAUUUGCUCUUCCUUGCCUGAAACAAUCUCUCCACUUCAAGCUAACAAUCAACAGCAAGUCAUUCGAGUUAAUGUGCCAAAGUCUAAAACCAUGUGGCAAAUCCCACAGCCCAGGCAACUUGAAGUAGACCCUUCCAAUGGGAAAAAAGACUGGUCUGAGAAGGAUCAGCACAUUGGACAGCUCCAUGUUCACAGCCCAUGUCCCUGGGCUGGCAGUGCUGGAAAUCAGCACCUGGGACAGCAAUCAGACCAGUCUUCAUUUGGCCUGCAGAAUACAAUGUCUCAGUCCUGGCUAGGUACAACUACGGCUCCUAGAAACUGUCCAUCCUAUGCAAUAGGAACCUGGGAGCAGUCCCAGGACCCAGAACCCUCAGGUGAGCCUCUGACAGAUCUUCAUAGUCACUGCAGAGACAGUGAAGGCAGCAUGAGAGAGAGUGGGGUCUGGAUAGAGAGAUCUCGCCCGGGCAGUCGCAAGGCCAGCUUUCUGUCCAGAUUGUUGUCUGAAAAGCGACAUCUGCACAAUGACUCAGGAAGUUCUGGUUCUCGGAAUAGCUCCUGCUUGGAUUUUCCUCACUGGGAAAACAGCCCCUCACCUCUGCCUUCAGUCCCUGGGCACAGAACAUCAAUGGUAAGACAGACAGCCCUAUCGAUCAUGGAACUAUCCCAAAAACUGUUCCAUCCUGGAUGCUUUCUUUUUCCUUUCUUCCUUCCUGGGGUGUGUAUGUAUGUUUCUGUUGACAGAGAGGCAGAUGGAGAGGGAGAUUAUUUAUGGAGAGAUAAAAUUAUUCAUUCAAUACAUUCAGUUAAAUUCAAUUCAUAAAAUAGAAAAAACUUAUACCAAUUGCUUUUAUAAGUGCUGGGCAUAUAAAUGGAUAAAUGGAUAAAAUGGACAUCAAAGGACUCAGGAUGUAGGAGGAAAAUUUAGACAGGUAAACAUGUAAAUGUAUCAAGUAUAAGGCAUCAUGUUAGUGGGAAUGAGUGAGCAAAGGAGGGAGUGGUCAUAUGGAUAGGUCAGGGAAAGGUUCGUAGUUGAAGUUACCUUGAACUGAAUCUUGAAAGAUGUGACAAGUUUUUCCAAAACUGGGAGGACUGGGGCACAUGAAAGAAGCCAUCCUGGUAGAGGGAGUAGCACAGAUAAAGUCUAAGAGGUGAGACACAGCAGUGCUGUCUGAGGAACUGUGUGCGGCUAGAGCACAGGGUGGUAGGAGGGCGCAGAGGGAGGGAAGGCUGGAGAAGUGGGCAUGGAGGCCCUGUAGGGAAGCCAUAGAGAACUGACAGAGGAUGUGGAGCAGAGGAGGGACCGGAUCAGAGUUGCAGUUUAGAAAGUCCUUCUGUCACAGUAUAGAAAACGGUCCAGAGGAGGGAUCAUUUGUAAACUUGAGUUGCCUUCGUCUCACUAAAAAAGGAGGGUGUACUUCAUUCUUUUAAUAUCUUUGACAUUUCAAAGUCAUAUAUCAAUAUUUGGUGAUAUAUUUUACAAAGACAAGAAUCAAUAUUGUAUUGAUUUUAAUUUUGUUCUCUGAAAAACCACUGUGGGAUAAACAUUUCUUACCCAUUAUAAACAUGAAAUGGAUAUUUACUGUGGAUUCUUCUCAAUUCUGGAACAAAGGAUGACACUUGCUUCCUCACUGCUCCCAACAGUCAACUGUUUCCAUUAGAAAGAAAAUUCCCCCAAGGUUGGUGGGGGAGCUUCUGAGUUGGGCUCACAUGCUUGUUUCUUCCUUUGUUCCAUUUUUGUGUGUGUGUGUUGAUAAUGACUGAAUCCCUCUACCCUAGUUUUACAUCUGCUAUGGGUUUUGAUACUGAUGUUACUGUACUACAGCCAUACCAUGAGUGCAAAUCAACCUACUUGGGUUUUUACUAAAAUACUUCUCUCAAACUGAUAUUCAUUUCUUGUCAGUGACCAGCCAUUUAUUCAUGAGACUGUGUUUAGGAUCAAUGUAUGGGUGCUUAGAAACCUAUGCCAAACUAGAGCAGGGUUCUUAACCCUUGCCAUACAUUACAGUCAUCUGGGAGGCUUAAAAGCCAUCAUGCCCAGGACCCAACCAAUUCUAAUUAAGCCAGAAUUUCUGUGGGUGGGAUGCAUGCAUCAAUAUUUUUAAAACUUCCAUGGUAAGUGCAUUGUGCAGCCAGGGUUAAGAACGACUAUUGUAG